This is a messenger RNA of Cornus florida, 531 nucleotides long. RefSeq names its product protein SRC2-like. NCBI's taxonomy places the organism in Eukaryota, Viridiplantae, Streptophyta, Magnoliopsida, Cornales, Cornaceae. Gene Ontology annotation, biological process: defense response. The transcript has a single exon. The coding region runs from base 1 to 531 and encodes 176 amino acids. The record is from RefSeq and is a predicted model, not a curated record.
AUGGCUUGUUGCUCCAAACCCGAGACGAAAUGGGUCUGCAACGAGUUUGAGAUCACUCUAAUUUCAGCUACAGAUGUUGAAGGUCGAAAUUUUUCGAGGACGAGAGUUUAUGCAGGUGUCUCAAUCUGUGGUGGGGCGGAGCAGAAAACUCCGGUGGACAUGGAGAACGGGACCAACCCUACUUUGAAUUUCAACGCCAUACACCCCAUAGAUGACUCCGAUGUCCAACAUUAUUGCUCCAGGGUUGUGAUCAAGUUAUACUGGAAACGGCGGCUUUUAAGUGACCGAUGCAUCGGUCACGUUGAUGUGCCGCUGAGGGAGCUCAGAGAUAGGGCGUCUAGACCCUAUGUGGAAUACCCCGUGAGAAGAGGAUCAAUUGUUACAAAGGGAACGCUGAGAUUUUCAUAUCGGUUCGGGGAAACCAAAGCUGCUGGAAACCCUUCUUGUAGCUGGAUCAAGAGAGCAUUCGACGGAGUUAUUGCAUUUGUGAGCGUGUUAGCACUUGCUGUGCCAUGUUGUGUAGCUAGCUAA